This is a messenger RNA of Limulus polyphemus (Atlantic horseshoe crab), 495 nucleotides long. RefSeq names its product SET domain-containing protein 5-like. The transcript is spliced from 2 exons. Lineage: Eukaryota; Metazoa; Arthropoda; Merostomata; Xiphosura; Limulidae. The annotation marks the transcript as partial. The record is from RefSeq and is a predicted model, not a curated record.
ACUCGAGAGGAACGUAAACUCGAAGCUAUUAUGAGAGCUUUUGAACAAAUGGAGAAGUCUGAAAAGAAAAAACAGCAGGCACGGGAAAAAAUAUCUCAACAAAAAGUACAGAAACAUCAAACAGGUCAUGAUGGUGUCCAGCUGGUAGAAGAAGAAAAACUCCAGAAGAGUGAAGAGGAUGGAAAUACUUUAGAGGGGGAAAGUACCAAGAAGACCCAGUUGAAUGGAGACUUGAUGUCUAGUGAAGAAGGAAAACUGCCAAGUCAAAGCCAAUCUUCUCAACACACACCAUAUCAUAAAAGAGGAAAAAAACGCAGAGCUUCAGGAUCAGCAAGCAGAAGAAGAACACGUACUAACAGUGGAAGUUCAGAGAUACUGUCUCCUGAUGAAGGAUCCUUGGAUCACUUUCAAAGUUCUGCAUCUAUGCAACAAUUGGCAUUUGAUUUAGCUGGAAGUGAUAGGAGAGAAGGGUUUAUUUUUCCGAAGUCCAAGCGG